Molecule: messenger RNA, 1347 nt
Organism: Homarus americanus (American lobster)
Lineage: Eukaryota; Metazoa; Arthropoda; Malacostraca; Decapoda; Nephropidae
Exons: 2
Coding region: 102-1079 (325 amino acids)
Source: RefSeq, a predicted model, not a curated record
UGUCACGCUGGCAAGACUGUAGAGCAUUUAACGCCACUCUUAACUACCAAUAGCAGUGAGAGGUAGAGAUAGAGAGUGAGAGAGAGAGAGAGAGUGAGAUAAUGGAGAUACGUAAGAAUCGUCUGGGAUUGAGAAGGUUAUCAUUACGGGUGUUUGUGAUCUGUUCGGUUCUCCUGAUGAGUUGUGUUAUCUUGUCUCAGAGAGGAAACGAGUCUACCCAAAUGACAAUGAACGAAGCUCGCUGGCGUGUCAAAGGCCCGCUCUCCCUAAAUGACUCAAGAGUUCUAUCCAUUUUAAGACAAUACCAUCUAUCCCCACCAUCCAUCUAUCCUUAUAACCUAUCCACCGAUCCAUUAUACACUAAGAUGAGAUAUUAUGGUGGAUGGAAGUUUAUAUAUAACCAGAUUGAACAGAUAUUUGGCGAUUAUCAUGGAGGCUUUUUUGUCGAAGCGGGCGCGUUGGAUGGUGAGAAGCUGUCUAAUACGCUUUGGUUAGAACAAAAACUUAAUUGGACAGGACUAUUAAUAGAACCGAGUCCGGAGAAUUACGCUAAGCUGGUUAAUAAGCGGAGGAAAGCUUGGAUAUCACAUACAUGCUUAUCCACAGCUAAAUAUCCAGAAGAACAAGUGAUGGUGACUUUACUGCGAAGAUAUCUAAACGAAGAUCAAGUCACCCGCGUAGUCAAUGACCACCGGGGGUCUUCCUAUCUCCUGGGAACAUCAUUGGAAACAAAUAUUUACGAUAAAUUAUUCCAAAACUCUGAUAAAUCGUAUUCUCUUGUUCAAUGUUUCCCUUUAGCGUCUUAUCUCAUGGCUUUGAAUAUAACUACGGUUGAUUUCUUAUCAUUAGACAUCCAAGGUGCUGAAAAAGAUGUCUUGAGAUAUAUUCCCUGGGACAGUGUCAAUAUACGGGUCAUGGUUAUAGAGGUUGUGCAUUACGAGACGAUGGACCGCCAUUUUGUUGACGUCAUCACCAGUAAGGGCUACGAACUCAUUUAUUUCAGAUCUGAAGAUUAUAUAUUUAUUAGAAAAGGUGAUCCAUUAAUACUCAAACACAAUAUAUCUAUGAUUUAUGUUUAAUUAUUGUGGUUAUUUGUAAUUAAUUUAACCCCUUUUAAUACAGUGACGACAUUUAAUUAGAUAUUCACCUCAGAAGUAACACUGUACACAAGGGAUUAAAUUAAUUUCAAAAUUAUACAUAAAACGAGUUAUGUAUAAUUCAUGUAUUCAUUCUAUGUAUAAAUUGUAUCCAUUUUCAUGUGAUGUAUAUAUGUGUGUUACCUUCAGUGUAUACAAUAAGGUGAAUAUUAAUACAUAGUUCAUAAGUAUUCUGUGGCUGGUACGUGUA